Sesamum indicum (sesame) is the source of this 2214-nucleotide messenger RNA. Its product is annotated as putative kinase-like protein TMKL1. Gene Ontology annotation, biological process: protein phosphorylation. Gene Ontology annotation, molecular function: protein kinase activity; ATP binding; protein binding. NCBI's taxonomy places the organism in Eukaryota, Viridiplantae, Streptophyta, Magnoliopsida, Lamiales, Pedaliaceae. The record is from RefSeq and is a predicted model, not a curated record.
AAGUAUUCAACUCACAGUCAACACACUGUCAGCUUUCCCCAAAGAAAAACCUCAAACAAAGAACCCUCUCACACUGUUUCUUUUUCCUUUUGGUGACCACUUUUUCUUCCCAGCCUCAUUCAUGGCGGCUAUCAAGCUUCUCUCUCUCUGCAUUUGCAUUCUUCUCACUCUCACUCACUCUGCUUCAGAUGUUGAGUUGCUUUUGAUGAAGAUUAAGCCUUCACUGCAAGGAACCGCCGAGAACUUGCCGUUGUUGUCCUGGAAUGCAUCAGUCCCACUCUGUCAAUGGAGAGGCCUAAAAUGGGCUUUCAGCAACGGCUCUUCUUUGCUCUGUUCUGACCUUUCUUCACCGCAAUGGACUAAUUUGUCUUUGUAUAAAGACCCCUUUUUGCAGCUAAUCUCUCUUCAGCUCCCAUCGGCAAAUCUCUCUGGAACUUUUCCAAAAGAGAUUGGAGAGCUCACAAACCUCCAAAGUCUCUAUCUUGGUGUGAAUUCAUUAUCUGGGCCGAUACCUUUAGAGCUCGGGUACAGUUCUUCUCUAUCAGACAUUGAUUUUAGCCACAAUUUGCUUAAAGGGUCACUGCCAACUUCCAUCUGGAACCUGUGUGACCGCCUCGUUUCUCUUCGGCUCCACGGUAACUCACUCUCCGGUUCUCUGCCUGAGCCUGCAUUGCCUGAUGCUACUUGCAAGAAUCUGCAGGUUCUUGAUUUGGGACAGAAUGGAUUUACUGGGAAUUUCCCUGAGUUCAUUGUUGGAUUUCAUGGGCUUAAACAGCUUGAUCUUGGGGAUAAUGUGUUUUCCGGGCCAAUCCCUGUGAGUAUAACUGGUCUAAAGCUGGAAAAGUUGAAUCUUUCUCACAAUAACUUUACUGGGGUUUUGCCAAAUUUUGGGGAAUCAAAGUUUGGAGUGGAUGUUUUUGAAGGAAAUAGUCCUGGUCUUUGUGGGCCACCUUUGAGGACUUGUGGUGGAGGCUCUGGAUUGAGUUCUGGAGCAAUAGCUGGACUUGUUAUUGGUUUGAUGACUGGAGCUGUGGUGUUAGUCUCAUUGUUGAUAGGGUAUUUCCAGGGGAAAAGAAAGAAGAAUUUGGAUGAAGAAGAGGAGGAAUUUGAGGAGGUAGAAGAUGAGGAAACCAGUAAUAGUGGUGGUGGAGAUGGGAAAUUGGUUUUGUUUCAAGGGGGAGAGCAUUUAACUUUAGAGGAUGUCCUGAAUGCCACAGGGCAAGUCAUGGAGAAAACUAGUUACGGGACGGUGUACAAGGCGAAGUUGGCUGAUGGAGGAACAAUUGCUUUGAGGUUGUUGAGAGAGGGGAGUUGCAAAGAUAGGAGUUCAUGUUUGCCGGUGAUUAAGCAGUUGGGCCGGAUUCGACAUGAGAAUUUGAUCCCGUUGAGAGCUUUCUAUCAGGGGAAAAGAGGGGAGAAGCUUCUCAUUUAUGACUAUCUGUCCAAUAAGACCCUUUAUGAUCUCUUACAUGAAUCGAGAGUGGGGAAACCGGUGCUAAAUUGGGCUAGGAGACACAAAAUCGCUUUGGGGAUUGCCAGAGGGCUAGCUCAUCUUCAUGGUCUUGAAACACCAAUAACCCACGGGAACGUGAGAUCAAAAACCAUUCUUGUAGACGACUUCUUCGUGGCGAGGCUCAAUGAGUUUGGACUCGACAAGAUAAUGGUUCCAUCUGUGGCAGAUGAAAUAGUAGCACUAGCUAAAACAGAUGGGUACAAAGCACCCGAGCUUCAGAAGAUGAAGAAAUGCAAUUCCAGGACUGAUGUUUAUGCAUUCGGCAUAGUACUACUCGAGAUUCUAUUGGGGAAAAGGCCAGGUAAAACUGGAAGAAAUGGGGAGUUUGUCGACUUGCCUUCGUUAGUCAAGGUGGCAGUUUUGGAGGAGACCACUAUGGAAGUUUUCGACGUGGAGCUCUUGAAAGGUAUAAGGAAUCCAAUGGAAGAAGGGUUAGUUCAGGCCUUAAAGCUAGCAAUGGGGUGCUGUGCUCCGGUGGCCUCUGUUAGGCCGACAAUGGAUGAGGUUGUGAGGCAGUUAGAAGAGAAUAGACCGAGGAAUAGGUCUGCGUUAUACAGCCCGGUGGAAACUAGGAGUGGAAGUGUUACUCCAUUUUAAGCUUUCUUUUUUUUUUUCCUCAUUUAAUUGUGAAUGUUCAUGAGAUCUUCUGUUUAACGUUAGUGGGGAGGGUAUAUUGUUAAGAGUUUCUUGUGUUGGUUUUA